AUAAGUAUGAAAGCACCCUCAAAUAAAAGGUGACAUACUGUAUGGUCGCCUCAUAUAAAACAUUGUUCUCAAAUUCAAAAUGCUGAAGUAUAGAGGCAAAUAAAACAUUUUAGCUUCACUGUCCAAAUAAAUACAUAGGGGAGUGUAUGUUGCGGAGUGUAUGCAGGUGUGUUUCAAAAAAUAUUGUGGCCAAUGUAUGCUUGUAUGGUUAGGGAUAAGGCAGAGUAAUGGGGAGGGGGAAGUGAUUAGGGUGGUAAGCAUGGGGAGGGCAGUGCAGAUAGGGGUUGUGUGCAUAUGGGAGGGCAGUGCAGAUAGGGUUUGAGGGGUAAGGGAGGGAAGGUAGGGUUUGAGGGGUAGGGGAGGGAGGGUUUGAGGGGUAGGGGAGGGCAGAUAGGGUGUGUAUAAAUAAAGUCCAUGUGCGUGUCCAGGUGUCUUUGAUCAGCCAGCGUUCACCGGACAGACAGACACCAUGAGACUACUCGCUCUGAUACUGCUGGUUGGAUCUGCUGGUAAUUAAAUACACACACACCCACACACACACACAAACAUACAGUACUUUAAUAUACUCUACCAAUUAUAUAUCAUAAACUAUGCGUAGGGAAUAGUCAUCUUACAUGUAGCUUAUAACAGCUUUCAACUUUGUUACCCAACAGGUUUCUUUGGGAUGUAGAACAAUUCUGAUGAAUGCUAUUCAGAGAGCAACAAUGUCCUCAUCUCUCCCCUCUUGUGACCACUCUCUCUAUAUGGUGUCUCUCUCUGUGUGUGUGUGUGUUUCAGCGGCAGUGCCCCGUGAGGAUGGUAAGAUCAUCGGGGGCCAGGAGUGUGAACCUCACUCCCGACCCUGGAUGGCCUCCCUCAACUACGGGUACCACUUCUGCGGAGCCGUGCUCAUCAACGAGCAGUGGGUGCUCUCUGUCGCUCACUGCUGGUACAACCCCUACGCUAUGCAGAUCAUGCUUGGAGACCACAACCUGCGUGUGUUUGAGGGAACUGAGCAGCUCAUGAAGACUCAAAACAUAAUCUGGCAUCCCAGCUAUGACUACCAGACGCUGGACUAUGACAUGAUGCUGAUCAAGCUGUUCCACCCUGUGGAGAUCACUGAUUACGUGAAGCCCAUCCCGCUGCCCACCGGCUGCCCAAACGCAGGCCUCCCAUGCUCCGUCUCCGGCUGGGGCAACACCGCCACCGGAGAGGAGGUAAACAUGCCCGCCCGUCUGCAGUGUCUGGACGUGCCCAUACUGGAGGAUGAGAAGUGUGAGAAGGCCUACCCUGGCAUGCUCACCCGCAGGAUGGUGUGUGCCGGAUACAUGGACGGAGGCAGAGACGCAUGCAACGGGGACUCUGGCAGUGGUCUGGUGUGUUUGGGUGAGGUCCAUGGCCUGGUGUCCUGGGGUCAGGGCUGUGCCGUGCCCGGAUACCCCGGAGUCUACGUCAAAGUCUGUGAGUUCCUCCCCUGGAUCGAUGAGACCAUGAAGGCCAACAUGUAACACCGCUAGCUGCUUUCCUCCCUGUCUCUCAGACCUCCACUCCUCUCCCUCCAAACUCUUCCUCUCUCUCUCGUUCUCCUCCUAGUUCAAUACUAAAGUGGAAUCAGCACAGAGUGUAAGCAUGUCAAACACAAUAAAGCCUGAAGUUACACGA
Coregonus clupeaformis (lake whitefish) is the source of this 1641-nucleotide messenger RNA. Its product is annotated as trypsin. NCBI's taxonomy places the organism in Eukaryota, Metazoa, Chordata, Actinopteri, Salmoniformes, Salmonidae. Gene Ontology annotation, molecular function: serine-type endopeptidase activity. Bases 681 to 1487 code for a protein of 268 amino acids. The record is from RefSeq and is a predicted model, not a curated record. The transcript has 5 exons. Gene Ontology annotation, biological process: proteolysis.